UGUACCGGUGACGUGGUUUUCUUCCAACCGUUGUGGCAUGCACCGAGAGAGAGACGAGCGUUGACGGACGCCUUCACGAUUAGCACGAGUACAAGAAAAUCUGGCAAUUUUGUCUGUGGCUGGCGUCUUUCCCACUCUACUUUCCAACUCCUCAACUCCUUGCAUUGUUGUUAAUCUGAAAAUCUUGAUAAAAAACAAUCCUCCUGCAUGAGAAAAAUCCUUACUUUCCAGCACCAUGAACCCUACGAAAGGCUUAAUCCGAACCCCAACGCCGCUAUUUCGCACUGAAACAAGAAAGUUGGAUCCGAAUAUCAGAUGGGCAUUCCACCUUCACUCGAAAUUUCAUGGUUUUGUGCGCACAAGAUCCUCGAGCGAUCGUCCCCCGGUUGCCCCGACUUCAGUGCCUGCUAUUGCAUCAGAUGUUCGUUCGGGUCUGUCUCAUAGCCCGAAGCAAGAGCAGUUGGAGAAAAUUGAAGUGAAUAUAGAGAAGGUUAUUUAUGGGUGCAGGUUCUUUGCCAUUUUUGCGGUUUGGGGAUCACUGGUUGGGUCUUUCCUUUGUUUCUUCAAGGGGUGUGUGUAUGUUGUAUCAGCAUUCCAAGAAUAUUUUCUGGACCGAGGGAAAGUGAUUGCAUCACUUGUUGAGGCUACUGAUGUCUACCUACUGGGAACUGUGAUGUUGGUCUUCGGCAUGGGCCUUUACGAGCUCUUCAUCAGUAACCUUGACAAAGGAAAAUCCUUGUCAAAUGGAAGAAGUACAUACAGAUCAAAUCUGUUUGGUUUGUUCACUCUCAAGGAACGACCUAGGUGGCUGGAAAUAAAAACCGUGAACGAGCUGAAAACCAAACUCGGCCAUGUCAUAGUGAUGCUUCUGCUCAUCGGUUUGUUCGACAAGAGCAAGAAAGCAGUCAUACAAUCACCUGUCGAUCUGCUCUGCUUCUCUGCAUCUGUGCUCCUCUCCUCCGGUUGCCUCUUCUUACUGUCAAAGCUAAAUUAAUGAAGAACGAAUAUUUUGUGUGUAUAGUUUGAGUAGCCCAUCAUCUCUAGUUAGAAGCUCUUUCAAAAUCCAGCUGGACAUUUGAUAGUUCAGUUUCAUUACCUCUGCUCAGGUCAUGUCUAGCGCUAGUGUACCUCAACUUCGAUGAUAAUGCUAAUAUAUUCUCGUCUCGUGAAGCUUUACCUA
This is a messenger RNA of Sesamum indicum (sesame), 1180 nucleotides long. RefSeq lists its product as uncharacterized. The record is from RefSeq and is a predicted model, not a curated record. Lineage: Eukaryota; Viridiplantae; Streptophyta; Magnoliopsida; Lamiales; Pedaliaceae.